UCAUGUGUUGUCUUCCAAUCAAUCAUAACAACACUGCCUUUUCCUUGCUUAAAGGUUACUACUUUCUUGAGAAAGAGUAUCGAGAAAAUGUUCAACGCAAGAGGGCUUCUUGCUCUGAAAUUGUUCACCAUAAUCGUCAUCCUCCACCUGGGUAUUGCUGUUUCGAGCUUCUCCACUGACCCACUUUCCCAACAGAAGCUGGACAGAGUUGGAAAGCUCCCUGGUCAAACUUUCAACGUGGGCUUUGAACACUAUUCUGGCUAUGUCACAGUGAAUAAGGGGGCUGGGAGAGCUUUUUUCUAUUGGUUCGUUGAGGCUGUUGAGGAUCCUGGCUCUAAGCCCCUUGUUCUCUGGCUAAAUGGAGGUCCUGGAUGCUCAUCAAUUGCUUAUGGAGAGGCGGAGGAAAUUGGCCCAUUUCAUAUUAAGCCAGAUGCCAAGACCCUUUACUUAAAUCCUUACUCUUGGAAUCAAGUUGCUAACCUUCUUUUUAUUGAUUCGCCUGUUGGAGUUGGUUAUUCAUAUUCAAACACGUCCUCUGAUUUGCUAACAAAUGGAGACAAAAGGACUGCUCAGGACAAUCUGGAAUUUUUAUUGAAAUGGUUUGAACGUUUUCCUCAGUACAAAGGAAGGGACUUCUAUAUUACAGGAGAGAGCUAUGCAGGACAUUAUGUUCCUCAGCUGAGCCAGGCAAUUGUAAAACACAACUCUGCAACAAAGGAAAAAGCCAUUAAUCUGAAGGGUUAUAUGGUGGGAAAUGCUUUAACCGACGAUCACCAUGAUCACUUGGGGCUUUUCCAAUUCAUGUGGUCAGCUGGCUUGAUAUCUGACGAGACAUACAAAUUACUAAACCUUCUAUGUGUUUCUCAGCCAUUUAUACACUUCUCGAGUUCAUGUGAUAAGGUUCUUGAUAUCGCUUCUAAAGAACUUGGCGACAUUGAUCCAUAUAGCAUCUACACUCCCGCCUGCCAUGCUAAUGGUAGCCAAACAAAUCAAUUGCAGAAAAGAAAGCAUAGGGUUGGUCGCAUUAGCCAAAAGUAUGAUCCUUGCACAGAGAAGCACUCAACUGUCUACUUCAAUUCACCUGAGGUUAAACGGGCACUUCAUGUAAAUGUUGAUUGUGCGCCACCAAUAUGGGAGACUUGCAGUGAGGUGGUAAAUACCCACUGGAAGGAUUCUCCUAUAACAGUGCUGGACGUUUACCAGGAGCUGAUACAUUCAGGACUUCGCAUAUGGGUGUUCAGUGGAGAUACAGAUGCUGUCAUCCCAAUUACAUCUACUCGGUACAGUAUAGACGCUCUUAAGCUUCCAACUCAAGGUCCAUGGCGUGCCUGGUAUGAUGAUGGAGAUGUUGGAGGAUGGACACAAGAGUAUGAUGGGCUCACUUUUGUGUCUGUGAGAGGAGCAGGCCAUGAAGUCCCUCUGCACAGACCAAAACAAGCUCUCACCAUCCUCAAAUCCUUCUUAGCCGGAUCAUCAAUGCCAUCGAGUCUCAAGCUUGUUAGUGACUCAUGAGGUUUCCUUUGCGUUGUUGGUAGAAUGCCUCUUUUCUGUUGGAAUGAAAUAACUUACCACACCAUGCUAUCACAGGUCCACGAAAGUGAUUUUUAUAAGAAAAACAAGAAAAAACAUGAGAAUGAUUCAAAGCCAAAAAGGGUAACCAUGCCCCAGAAUGAUCAUGUCAAGCAUGGUUUCUUUAAUUGGUAAUUGAUAAUUAUAUUUGUUGUAAUCAUAUUUGGAAUAUAAUUAAGACUCUCCAUUUUACCAAAAA
Messenger RNA from Humulus lupulus (European hop), 1768 nucleotides. RefSeq names its product serine carboxypeptidase II-2. Lineage: Eukaryota; Viridiplantae; Streptophyta; Magnoliopsida; Rosales; Cannabaceae. Gene Ontology annotation, cellular component: vacuole. Gene Ontology annotation, biological process: proteolysis. The coding region runs from base 88 to 1512 and encodes 474 amino acids. The record is from RefSeq and is a predicted model, not a curated record. The transcript is spliced from 10 exons. Gene Ontology annotation, molecular function: serine-type carboxypeptidase activity.